AGUUCAUUUUUUGGCACUCGGCGGAGCAGUUCACACUAAGUUUACAUAAGUCACUAAUAUGCAUAAUUUUCAACUGACCGUCGUUUUCCUGGCACUGUUCACUUUUACCAGUUCCUUUGGAUACCGUUCUGAACAUCCGCACAGAAAACCAAUACAUAGCAACCGUCCAUCUCCAACUACUACAAUGACAACAGAUUCAACUUCAACUAGCUUUAUGACAACAGAUUCAACCCCAAGUGAAACGGAAUCCACUUCGGAUACAUCUACUGAAGAAAGUACACAGAUUUCUGACUUCACCGAAAGUUCAACCGAAAGUUCGACGACAGCAAAGAUAUUUUUAAAGGACAAUGAGAUUUCAAAACCAGAAAACAGCAACACUUUACUUAUCAGUGUGUAUGGCAUUGUAAUUACCUUGGCUAUUUUAGUUGCUCUAAUAUACUGCAUUCGACGCCAUUAUGGUUCAUAUUCUGUGAAAGAGCAAUGCAAGCCCAUUGAAAGUACCGCAUAUUUUAAUAAUAUUAAAUAUUAAAAUCAUAUUUAAAUAAUAUUAUCUAAAAACAAGGAUUUAAAUAAUAACUUUCUUAAAAACAAAUUUGCAUCCACUAAGUAUUAAAAUAAUUUUUGGCACGAAUCUUAAAAUAUUUGAAAUAAACAUGACUCAUUUAUUUCCGAC
Drosophila melanogaster (fruit fly) is the source of this 673-nucleotide messenger RNA. RefSeq names its product hemese (gene He). The record is from RefSeq and is marked reviewed. The transcript has 2 exons. The coding region runs from base 59 to 529 and encodes 156 amino acids. NCBI's taxonomy places the organism in Eukaryota, Metazoa, Arthropoda, Insecta, Diptera, Drosophilidae.